Orbicella faveolata is the source of this 1388-nucleotide messenger RNA. RefSeq names its product disintegrin and metalloproteinase domain-containing protein 10-like. The record is from RefSeq and is a predicted model, not a curated record. NCBI's taxonomy places the organism in Eukaryota, Metazoa, Cnidaria, Anthozoa, Scleractinia, Merulinidae.
GCCUUUAGGCGAGUGCAAUUUGAAAAAAUUGUCAAAUACAGGGACAAUGGCAAUUUUUCUGCUAGAUGCAGUUUAAAGCUAUGUUGAUUUUGGAACCACGUGUUGUUGUUUUCAGUCUUCAGGCAAUGAUACUGGGUUAUCGAGGUUGUUUUACCAUUUACAUGGAGAAACCGUUUCGUCAACGGUUUGUGCAAAUGAUAAGCAGAAAUGCCUGAUGGCAAUUGCAAGUUCCGUUCGACUUGACCAUUUACCAAUUACUCAGAAACCUCUCAAUUUACCAAACGAGGCUAGGACGAGUUUAACCUGAUCAUACAUUCCAAGAUGGCGAUGAAAAAUUGCAAAUGGUAAGCCCAUUUCAGGUGGAAAUUUUGGACUACCUUUCAAGACGUUUCGUUAAUAUAGAAAAUUUCCCGGGUGUUCGCGCAAAAAUUUUCUCACCGUUCACAGUCUGACUGAAAUUUGAGGAAUUUUUUUGGGUAAAUGGUAAGCAACCCGAACCUCACAUUCAGAUGUAAUGAUCAAAAAGAAGUAAGCAUCUUCUCUCUAUUAAAAGCCCUACCUUGAGUUACCAAAUGUAAAUUAGUAGCCCGAGUGCUGAAUCACAUCAUCAUGUUACUUAACACGUAAUGAAUUAUGGCUAAUUUUAUAAAUAUAAAAUUUUUACACACGAUCUUGUUCACCUUUAGCAUGACCCAGACACAUGUAAAUGUUCACCAGGCGGAAGUGAUGGCAACUUUGUCAUGUAUUCACGAGCAAGCGACGGACAUGAACCCAACAACUUCCUGUUUUCUCCAUGUAGCAAACAGGAAAUAUCGCCCGUAAUCUCUUCGAAAGGACAGGAGUGUUUCAUUGCUCAUAGCAGUGGCUCGUACUGCGGAAACAAGAUCGUGGAGGAGGGUGAGGACUGUGAUUGUGGAAGGCCAGAGGAAUGCCUGGAGGUAGACAAGUGCUGUGUGGCGAGAGAUGAUGCCUUGAACAUACCCGGAUGUACGGUCAAGCAAGGAGAGCAAUGCAGGUGUGUGUCACCCCGUAUGUAUAACUUUAUAACGAGCAGCUUGCAAAUCAUCAUCAUCGUCAUCAUCAUCAUCAUCAUCAUAACUUUGUACACUAUUAUUACAAUGUAUUGGGUCUGUACAGUUCUUCUUCAAAUCCUGGGUAGCAUCUGAACUGCCAGACCGUAAAGCAGUUUAACAAAAAGCCAACCUGAUAUGUUGCUUUGCGUAUGGGCCCUGCACCUGCAGUACAGCGCCAGUCAAAACUGAGCUGUCCUACAGAAACGACACGAUAACAGUCUUUUUCUUCAAAGCUAGCAAAAACUUAAGAUUAUGCUAAGUUGCUUUGACCUUUUCUUAUGCUUAACUCAAGAAUUCUGGGUUUAAUUUGCCAAU